This is a messenger RNA of Astyanax mexicanus (Mexican tetra), 2164 nucleotides long. RefSeq names its product TELO2 interacting protein 2 (gene tti2). The transcript has 7 exons. NCBI's taxonomy places the organism in Eukaryota, Metazoa, Chordata, Actinopteri, Characiformes, Acestrorhamphidae. The record is from RefSeq and is a predicted model, not a curated record. The coding region runs from base 427 to 1929 and encodes 500 amino acids. Gene Ontology annotation, cellular component: cytosol; centrosome; nucleoplasm.
CUGGUAAGACUUAUUUUAUAGCUGCACACUGAAACUCUGCUGGAAGGUGCCUGGAUGAAGAGUGCUGCUAUUACAUUUACACUCAGGCUCAAGUUUACUGUACAAUAGCUGAGCUAAACCCCUGCAAUCAACGUACUGCACCGCUCUUAGUGUAGAUGCGAAGAUAAAAUGCCUGCAAUCAAACAUUACGCUCUAGAAAGUCCUUGGAAUCCAAGCGAGACCGCGGUGAGUGUGCAAGGAUGUGUCUCAAACGUCUAGGUAGUGCGCACAACGAAAUCUGUGAGAAAAAAAAACAUUUUGUGUAGUGCGAGGACCAAAUUCUUCAUUAAAUUGUUUUCAAAGCUAUAAGACUAGUCUACAUUUGCUAAUAGAUUAAUGUCUAAAAUCGCUAAUAACUAACCCAGAUAGAUAUAAAACAUCACAGAAAUGGAGCUGGCUCAUACUCUUAAAGACCUCAGUCUCGCUGAAGGGUCUGAGAACAGCAGCGGAGCUAAUUCUGUUAUCAGGGUUUUGUCUCAGACCCGUCAGCGCUUUGUGGCUGAAGAGUCAGUAAAGCCGAGUCUUCUGAAGACAACGCUGGAGCUCCUGCAGGGCCGGGAGCUGCGCUGGCUCUUCCCGGAGUGGAGCUCAGAUUUUCGGGCAGCCUAUGUGGAGGUGGUGGGCUGCUUCACUGAAUACGCCGCUCUGCCUGUGUGUGACUCUGACAGCGGGGUUUUACCCGCCAGCAGCUACGAGCAGAUCCCUCCUAAAGCUGAGGCUGUAGGGUCUGUGCUGCUGGCUCUCACCGCUCAGCUUGGAGAGGCUGUCCGUUCCAGCGACUCUGCAGUUUCAGGUACCGGCAGGGCUCUCCUUCGCGCUCUUGGACCCACACUUUGUGUUUUCUCCAUCACACACCUGCAACUCCAGCCCUGGACCAGCGAGGUUUCCAGAACAUGCGCUCUGAAGCUGCUCAACUCAACAGUCAGAGCAACAGGCAGCGGGUCACUGCUGGAGCUGCUGUGUGGUAAAGAGACUGAUGGAGAUCAAACAGGAAUGCUGGGUCCGAUUCUGGACACGCUGCAGCCAGAGCUGACCAAGGACAUCUGGAAGCGCAACCAGGCUGUCAAGCAUGUGUUCUCCUGGGUGCUGGUUCAGGUCAGACGCCCAUGGUUAGCUGACUACUUGGAGAAGGUCUUCCCUCCCUCUCUGCUUAUAUCUGAUGAUUACAGAACAGACAACAAAAUACUGGGAGUACACUGUCUUCACCACAUUGUACUUAAUGUGCCUGCCGCUGACCUUAGGCAAUUCAACAGGGCUCAGGUACUAUACCAUGCCCUAUUUAAUCACCUGUACACAUCUGAUGCACCACUUAUACAGGUGGUUCUGCCCUGUAUGGUAGAUUUGCUGUCAGUCCUUGAAAAGCCCCAUGUCCAAUCAGGACCACCAAGGAAGCCUAACCACUUUGACGAUGUUUUCCGUCUCAUUUUAACACACAUGGAAAUGGAACACAAGCUGGCACUGCGCCGGAUCUAUGCCAGCAGCCUCCUUCUGUUUAUUGAAAAGAUGGGUAUAGGAAUCGCUCGCCAUCUGAAGAGGCUGGAGAGGGUCAUUGUGGGGUAUCUGGAGGUGUCCGAUGGUCCAGAAGAGAAGGCCAGGCUGAGCACACUGGAAGUUUUAGAAAGAACAAUAAAGACUGCCUGGCCAAGGAUGGAGUGCAGGAUGGAUGUUCUAAGUAAGAGUUUGCUGAGGUUCCUUGUAGAUAUUUCAUCAGAGCCACUGGCUCCUGAGCUCAGGGAGGAGCUCAUGACCAGAGCUUCACGCUGCCUGCUACUGCUGGACCAUUGCUCACAGGGUAAACUGCUGGUGUUGCUAAAGGAUGUGGACAGUAGCUGUGUUUCUGACAGUGUCCUGAAGUGCAUACAGAACCUUGGAGCAGCUCAAGGUGUUUGAGAUAAGUGCACCAUACCAGAAUAGUCAGCCAGCAGGCAUCUCUGAAUGUGCUAUGGAUGCACGCAUUUUGCCUUGGGCUAUUGCUCUACUGAGCCUGGUGCUCUGAAGGAUGGGUGAGAAUGGAAAAUAGACUUUUUCUUUUUUUAUGUUAAAAUAUAAGUAUUACAGAAUAUUUUUAUAUGAAUCAUAUUGGUACAAAUGUAAUAUGAGGUAAAUAAAAUGUGUUCAUCAGUUA